Molecule: messenger RNA, 1276 nt
Organism: Condylura cristata (star-nosed mole)
Lineage: Eukaryota; Metazoa; Chordata; Mammalia; Eulipotyphla; Talpidae
Gene: LRRC46
Product: leucine rich repeat containing 46
Exons: 9
Coding region: 191-1156 (321 amino acids)
Molecular function (GO): protein binding
Source: RefSeq, a predicted model, not a curated record
CAACUGUGAGCCCGCCUUCCUCAACGUCCCACUCGGCGUCUGGUCUCCUAGCAACGACUCUAGACUCCUGGGAACUGCUCUUUUCUCCCCUUCCGCUAUCACCAUCUACCCCAGCUCCCCGGGGUUGUCCAGGCCGCUGGACUUCGUUCCAGUCCUACAAUCCUUCGUUCCAGGCCAGCAACUUUAUAUCAUGCCUGGAGCUAAGCUUGCCCAGGGUCCAGAGGAAGAAGGCGUGUGCAUUACUGAAGCCCUCAUCACUAAGCGGAACUUAGCCUUCCCUGAGGAUGAGACUUUGUCAGAGAAGAUGUUUCACACCCUUGCUGAACUGCAGACUGUCCGCCUGGACCGGGAGGGGAUUACCACUAUCAGGAACCUAGAAGGCCUCCAGAAUCUUCACAGUCUCUAUCUGCAAGCGAACAAGAUUCAGCGAAUUGAGAACCUGGCCUGUAUCCCCUCCUUGCGCUUCCUGUCUCUGGCAGGAAACCAAAUCAGGCAAGUGGAAAACCUCCAUGACCUCCCACACCUUCAGUUUCUGGACCUUUCUGAGAACCUGAUCGAAACACUGAAACUGGAUGAGUUCCCUGAGAGCCUUCUCAUCCUCAACUUGGCUGGAAACAGCUGCACCAACCAGGAGGGCUACAGGGAACGGGUGACAGAAGCCCUGCCCCUGCUCCUGGACCUGGACCUUCAGCCUGUGCUGGAGCGCUGGACCUCGGACGAGGAGGAUACAGCCCCAGAUGAUGAGGAUGAGUUCCCGGAGCUGAGUGGGCCAUUCUGCUCAGAGCGAGGCUUCCUCGAGGAGCUGGAGCAAGAGAUGAACAGGCACAAGGAGCACAGGCAGCGGGCAGCCCUGGCGGAGCACCUUCUGAGGCUGGAGACGCGGCCCGUGCUCACGGACCUCCCCCUGCUGCCCAGCGAGCCCCCGGCUGGGGACAGCAGCCCCCCUGUCCCUCCCAGGCACGGGGAAGGGUCGCGGCCUAAGCCUGCCCCUCUGCCACAAGCCUCCUCUACCACCAAGAAACCAUGCACUCUGGCUUCCAGGGGUCAGCAGAGCACUGUCCAGGCAAAGAAGGGGGCCGGAGCCGCUGCACCCCCACAGCCUCCCUGGCUGCGGCCCCACGCAGAACCGGCUCCGACCAGAAGGAUCAAGAAAUGAAAAGCGGCCCCAUCUUCCCGGUACCAGAAUGAGGAGUGGGGAAGACCAGGCGCCUUGCUGCCGCCACCUCAGAGCGCUCAUCGUGCCAGCUCCUGCCCCCAAUAAAGUGUCAGCACUGAC